Messenger RNA from Paraglomus occultum, 1290 nucleotides. The record is from the annotation of a GenBank genome assembly. Lineage: Eukaryota; Fungi; Glomeromycota; Glomeromycetes; Paraglomerales; Paraglomeraceae.
AUGUUCAAGCUAUUCUUCCUUAUCGCGUUGCCUCUAUCGACAGUUUUAGCCGUACCACCUCUUUCCGAGGACAAGCGCGACAACACUCUUGCACCGUUAAUCUCUUCUACAAAUGAUAAAAUUAUUCCUGAUCAAUAUAUCGUCGUAUUUAACAACAAUGUCACCUCGGAAGAAACGAUUCGUCAUUACGAAAACGUUAAUAGCCUGAUGUUUGAGGAAAUGCGGCUGUUUAAACAAGGGUUGAUAAGUGAACUAAUGUCCGGAAUUAAACACACUUACAACAUGGAUGGUUUUCGCGGUUACGCUGGUAAAUUUCCAGAAUAUGUACUAAAUAAAAUCAGGCAGAGCGAUGACGUUGCAUACGUCGAGAGAGACAAUCAAGUCCACACGACGGUAGUAGUCCAGCCUGAUGCACCAUGGGGCCUGGCUCGCAUAUCUCAUCGUGCACACUUGACCUUGAAAAAUGCGCGACAAUAUGUGUAUGAAGCAACUACCGAUGAGAGUGUCACUGCAUACGUAAUUGAUACAGGCAUCAACAUCAACCAUAUUGACUUUGGUGGUCGUGCCAAAUGGGGAGUUACCAUUCCAGUUGGUGCACCCAACACUGACGACAACGGACAUGGAACUCAUGUUGCUGGUACAAUUGCGGGAAGACAAUACGGCGUUUCCAAGAAAGCUAAAGUUGUCGCUGUCAAGGUUUUAUCCGCAAACGGAGCCGGUCCUACUAGCGAUGUAAUCAAAGGCAUAGAGUGGGCAGUAGACGACCACAAAAAAGCUGUCGACGUGGCCAAACGAGCAGGAAAAGUAUAUAAGGGUUCGGUUAUUAAUAUGAGUUUGGGAGGUGGCAAGAGUAUGGCCUUGGAUACUGCCACAAAUUCGGCCGUUGAUUCUGGAAUACUCGUAGUUGUAGCUGCAGGCAACGAAAUGGCCGAUGCUUGCAACACGUCACCCUCACGAGCGGCAAAAGCAAUCGCUGUCGGCGCUACGACUAUUGAGGAUACACGCUCUUGGUUCUCCAAUUUCGGCUGUUGCGUUGCAAUUUGGGCACCAGGCAGUUUCAUUAAGUCUGCUUGGAUUGGUUCGCUCAAUGCGACAAAUACAAUUUCUGGUACUUCCAUGGCGAGUCCUCAUGUAGCUGGUCUUGCAACUUAUUUCCUCGCUUUGAGCCCAAGUCCAAUGACACCCGCAUCACUACGUGCUAAAUUGCUUGCUGUAGCUACAAAUAACGUCCUCACUGAUCUCAAAACGUGCAGCCCAAAUCGUUUGGCAUACAACGAUGUUGGGUCUUAA